Messenger RNA from Aspergillus sclerotioniger CBS 115572, 1389 nucleotides. Its product is annotated as DUF890 domain protein. The record is from RefSeq and is a predicted model, not a curated record. Gene Ontology annotation, molecular function: 23S rRNA (adenine(1618)-N(6))-methyltransferase activity. Bases 1 to 1290 code for a protein of 429 amino acids. The transcript has 10 exons. Gene Ontology annotation, biological process: rRNA base methylation. NCBI's taxonomy places the organism in Eukaryota, Fungi, Ascomycota, Eurotiomycetes, Eurotiales, Aspergillaceae. Gene Ontology annotation, cellular component: nucleus.
AUGAGGGCCUCACGCAAUAUCUACAAGGAUGAGGUGGACUUUACAGCCCUUGCCUUGCAGUCGCCCGACUUUGCGAAGCACUUGAAAUCCAACGGGCAGCUGGACUUUAGCGACCCGGACGCUGUUCGACAAUUGACCAAGAGUCUGCUGCAACGAGACUUUGAUCUGAAAGUCGAGAUUCCGGAGAAUAGACUCUGCCCGCCGGUCCCGAACAGGCUCAAUUAUAUUCUGUGGCUGCAAGACUUGGUCGACACCACCGGCGACGAGUACCGUGAUAACUAUGACCCUGACCGAGAAGUCGUUGGACUCGACAUUGGGACAGGAUGCUGCAGCAUUUACCCCCUUCUGGGAUGUUCCAUGCGGCCCCAUUGGCGCUUCAUCGCAACAGACAUCGAUAACGAUAAUAUCAAAACAUCGAGAGAGACAGUGUCUGCAAACAAGCUCGAUUCUCGGAUCGAGAUCAUCCAAACAGACGCGAAAGAUGAUCUGAUUUCGCUAGACACAAAGCUCAAGGUCGACAGACUCGAUUUCACCAUGUGCAAUCCCCCAUUCUACGCCACUCGCAACGAACUGAUCACCUCCGCGGAGGCCAAAGAACGACCUCCAUUCUCAGCCUGCACUGGUGCAGAAGUCGAAAUGGUCACCACCGGCGGUGAGAUCGCCUUCAUCACGCGCAUGAUCGAGGAGAGCCUGCAGCUCCGCGAACGCGUGAUCUGGUACACCACCAUGCUCGGCAAACUAAGCAGCGUAUCUGUGCUCAUCGAGACGCUCCUCGAACACAAGAACAACAACUACGCAGUCACCGAGUUCAUCCAAGGAAGUAAAACUCGAAGAUGGGCCAUAGCCUGGUCUUGGACCGAUCUCCGUCCGACAGUCACCGUAGCACGCGGCACAUCUGCAAUUCCGAAACACCUUCUCCCCUUCCCCUCCGAAUACAUCUUCAUCGUACAAAGCGACUUCCUCGACGAAGUGAGCGCCAAAAUUGACACAGAGCUCAGCUCCCUGCACAUUCAAUGGCUCUGGCGCAAGAACCUAACUACAGGAGUAGGCUUCGCAAUGCAGAACGUCUGGUCCCGUCAAGCACGCAGGAAGAUGCAGAACCCGGACGCAAUGGCUGAUAAGGCCACGAUAGAUGAGGCGAAGGCCGCGCUGGGAUUCAAGGUGCAGAUGAAGAAGGAUCCGAUUGACGAGAACGGAGUGAGAGUGAUUAUACGCUGGCUGAAGGGGAGAGAUUCGGUCUUAUUUGAGAGUUUCUGUGGGAUGCUGAAGAGGAAAGUUGAGGGGAAGUGAAGUAGUCUAUCUUACUUGCAAGAUAGCCUGUAUCCCUUAAUAAUACGUCGACUGUAUACCAGAAAAAGUUCAAUAAAUAAUCACAUAAAAUCUAUAUGC